Molecule: messenger RNA, 2430 nt
Organism: Anthostomella pinea
Lineage: Eukaryota; Fungi; Ascomycota; Sordariomycetes; Xylariales; Xylariaceae
Source: the annotation of a GenBank genome assembly
AUGUCCACAGCCGAUGUAUUCAUGUCGUCUCCCCCGCGACCUGCCAGAUUCGACCCCUAUGCAAUCUCUUCAUCUUCGCCCUAUUUACCUUCAAUAGACGAAUUAUUCUCGAAAAGCCAGAAGAGACCGUCCCUGCGAAGCGAAAGCCAUGUCGCCCCGAUACCUGCCAACGCGCGGACUACCUUUACCAGCGCGGCUAGUCUACUGAGGGACGCGCCUGAAAUCGACAUAGAGACAGAGCAGAUAACGCAGUCGCCCCCGCGCAAGCCCAAGUCCAACCGGGGUCGAAAGAAGAAGGUUGCGAGCCCCGAACGAGCCCCUUUCGAACUAGGGGAUGCACCCGUUCUGCUUGAAUCAGUAUCACCCAAGGAGAAGCCGUGGCAGAAGUUCAGCAGCAAAAGCAAAGAACCUGUUUCGCUAGACGAACAACAGACUCUUCCGAAAGGACGGGUGACGAAGGCAAUACCCAAGACGAAGCCGCGCCGCAAAGCUGAGACAAUGUCCAGGCACUUCGCCAACAAGAAGGUUGAUGCAGCAAGAUCAGAUGACGAGACGGGGCGCAACGAUGGGAAGUAUGGCGAAACUCUGGAAAUUGAUCCGGCUUCGAUAUCCGAAGCAGCCAUGGCACGGAGAGGCACCUGGACACCCCCGCGGCCCGACAGUCUAAUGAUUCUCGACUCGGAUUCGGACGCUCGCGAACUACUUUCCUCUAUAGACAAGGCGGCAACAUCCAAGGACGUCUUCCACACGCUGUUCGACCAAUACAGUCUGAAAGAUGACACUCCUUCCGUCGGAUCAGGGCAGCAACCACAAGCAGAGUUCCUGAAGAAGCGAAAGUUGAUUGAACUACUGUCUACAACUCAUGAUGCACCAGCAAGGGAGACAUCACCAUUGAAGGUCGCGGACAAAACACCGGUGGAGCCGAAACCAAAGAAAGCGCCAGCUGUGAAGAAGAAGGCCAGAACAAUUACGGAUUUGGCAAUGGCACCCUACGCGCUGCCUAUAGAGCCCGAACAAGACAUUCCCGGCCCUGCUACAAAGGACUCCUUGUUGAAGUACUUCGACGCCGAUGGCGAUGUCCAGGCUCUUGUUGAGCACCAGACAUCAGUCAUGUCCCAGAAGAAAGGAAAGGGCAAAGCGACAAAGCAACCUGCCAGGCCAAAACGCAAGACGAAAAAAGGUACAGUGGCGGACCCGAUCUUGUUGUCUCCGAGUUCUGCUCUCAAGCAACAUUCCAACCAAGACUUUAUAUUCGGGACUUCGAGUCAGCUGGUUAGGGAGGAGUCGCCUACAACCUUGAAAGAUCUCCACCUGGCGAUUCAAACGUCCAAUCAAGUGGACUCGGAUCCCUUUGGUGAGAGCGACAGUCAUGGGCUGUGGCAUGCUGGUGCCAGGGACAUGGACGGAGAACUCAUGGAUUUGGAAAUGGUGGACCUCCGACAGAAAGUGGGCGUUGCUCAAGAACAUACGGAGGAUGGGCGCGCUUUGCAAAUGGCCGAAGAUUUCGUGGAUAUUGACGACAUUCUCACCUCGUCAAUCACUCAUACCAAUGCAGCACAAUCCACGGCAUCCCCGAAGCCCGAAAACUCUCAUUUCUUUCAGUCGCAGCCCACUUCGAACGUCGUACCAUCAGAAAGCGGCACGUCGGAAUCCUCUAAACAAUCUACGAGUAAACCACGUCCGAAGUAUGAACUAUUCACCGAUGCUCAACUCGCUAAACAGAUCACUUCCUUUGGCUUCAAGCCGGUCAAAAAACGACAGGCCAUGAUUACCCUCCUUGGUCAGUGCUGGGCUAGCAAGAACGAAGAUCAGCCAAACCCAACUUCUGCUAGUUCCCCAAGCCCACCAAAGAAGCAACGGACUGUCGUCGCCCCUACCAAGAAGCCCGCCAAACCACGCGGGCGCCCCAAGAAAAUCGCAAAUACCGAGGUAUCGACAGUGGUCGCUUCAACCUCGGAAACACCCAGUCCACCUAAACCUCGAGGCCGUCCCAAGAAGACAGCACCAAAAGCCGUCGAGAUAGCUGACUCUGAUAUGGACGAGCUGGACUCUCCAUCGCCAACCUCAUCGCCAGAUCGGAUCUUCUCAUCUCCCCCACCGGUCGACCUCUCAACCUCGGACGAGGCCGAUAUGUCGCUGACGAUGUCGCCGACAGACCAACAAGCCCACCUGUUCACGCUCAUCACCAAAUCAGUAAAGUCCGCGCCACGCUCCACAGAUCCUUCGAACCCGUCAUGGCACGAGAAAAUGCUUUUGUUCGAUCCGAUCAUCUUGGAGGAUCUUGCUUCCUGGCUGAAUGGAGGGGAGUUGACUCGGGUUGGAUAUGAUGAGGAAGUGUCGCCCUCGGAUGUAAAGAAGUGGUGCGAAAGCAAGAGCGUUAUCUGUCUUUGGAGGGCAAACUUCCGCGGAAAGGAGCGAAAGCGUUAUUGA